Molecule: messenger RNA, 2034 nt
Organism: Westerdykella ornata
Lineage: Eukaryota; Fungi; Ascomycota; Dothideomycetes; Pleosporales; Sporormiaceae
Exons: 2
Coding region: 1-2034 (677 amino acids)
Source: RefSeq, a predicted model, not a curated record
AUGCGCUCUCUCCGCGUCCUCUGCACCUACACUCUCGUCCUCCUCUUCCUGGCAAUCGCCCUGUAUGAACUCCUCAAGAAUCACGGGCCCACCUCCUCCAUCUCCGCAGGGACAGUGUCCGGGAAAGAACGUGACGUCAAGGCUCUUUUUUCCUUCACAGCCCCGGUCUCGCUGUUUCCCCCUUCGGCUAUAAUAAGCCUUACCGAUGACAACUCCACUUUCUUCCUCGCUCGGCCGGCCGCCUUUGGGCCUGAUCUUCCGGAAAAGGGCCUGAGUGGACCUCUAUGGGCUGGGGGAGGGUUCACCGAAGAUGCCAUGGAAACUGUUGAGCUUGGUUGUAACGAUGUGCCUGGCUGGGAACAAGAACAACAUCUUCUGGCAUUGUCGGGGAAAGGAAAGCAAAGAACCAAUGAGACGAUGGGAACACCGUCUACGUCUUUGGUCAGGAGGCACCCACAGUCUGGAAUCGCUGGAAACAUAGCAGACAACAGCGACGGGACAGGCAAUCACCUUCUACCGAGCAAUCGUACGGGGCAGCUCGUCGAUCAUGCCGAGCUACGGCCAGUGGAACAAAACGUUACUGUUGUUGGCCGAGUUGCCCUCCUGAAGCGAGGCGGCUGCGCUUUUAUUGAAAAAGUUCUAUGGGCACAGAGACGGGGCGCUCUUGCGGUGAUAAUCGGCGACAAUGUGCGUGGCGGCCCCUUGGUACGCAUGUUCGCGAAGGGAGACGCUGCAUCAAACGUCAGCAUCCCAGCGCUUUUCACUUCGCACACAACGGCCCAUCUGCUCUCGUCUCUACUACCCUCAGGAGAGCUCUCCUCAUUGCCAUCACCCCAAGAUGCAGCUCCGAUGAAGCGCAUAAAAGGGGAAAUCCGCGCAAAGCGUAUCUCCAAGGCCGUUAAAGACGAGGAAACUCAGGAUGAGAGCGACUCUGCCCUGGCUCAAGAAUCAGUGGUAUCCACUCAGGCCCCAAAAUCGAGCCAGGAGACCGAGGGCCAGAGAAACGUGGACGCUCACCCGCCCAAGAAGUCGAAGGAGCAUGAAGGACUUUGGGUAACCCUUUCGCCAGCUGGGAUGGAAGGCAGCCCUUUCUUGGAGACCCUGCUUGUCCUUGUCGUUAGUCCGUUAGUCACGUUGACCGUAGUGUAUGCGCUCCUUAUCCUCCGCUCCCGUAUUCGCCGCAGAAGGUGGAGGGCUCCCAAAUCAGUAGUAGAUCGCCUCCCUGUCAGGACUUACCAUACCAUCAGCGACUCCGAUUCGACGGCUUCGGCUACACCAGCCACUAGCUCACCCACGGCUCCCCUUCUUCUACACAACGCUCCAGAGUUCACUCCCCAUCCUCCGUCGCGGUCACGGACAGCUUCUGAACCUCCAGCAGCAUCAUCCUCUUGUCGAAGAGCCACUGUUGCUACGGAGGAGGAGAAGCGCGAAGCCAGACUGGCCGAAUGGCGUCGCCGUUAUGGCGGGCGACAAAAGGAGUGUGUAGUAUGUCUCGAGGAAUAUGUCGACGGCGUGAGCCGUGUUAUGAGCUUGCCUUGUGGCCACGAGUUCCAUGCUGAAUGCAUCACACCUUGGCUUGUCACCCGACGUCGCACGUGCCCCAUCUGCAAGGGAGACGUCGUGCGUGACUUAUCUCGCUCAUAUCGCAACCGCAAUAGAGCUCGCGAUCGGAAUUCACCCUCGCCAACCCGCACCUCCAGGUUUACGGGUCAAGAUGUUGAUGAUAUCCAAGCGCAAGCGGCCGAGACGCGGAAUGACAUGCCUUCCUCGUCGCGGCCUGUCCCAACGGGGUCGGCGUUGUAUUCGGAUGAUGCAGGAGAUGACGUGGAAGCCAACUGGACCGACGACACUGCUGAGGAGGGCGAUUCACGAAACAGCGAUGCUCAUCAAGAGUUCGUGAACCUUGGCAGUUCUGCAAGGGACCUCGGCACCUCCGUUGCCACAGUUAUAUGGCGCGGGGUGGAUGCCGUCCGAGGAGCUGCUGGUUUCCCGCGGCGACAUAGUCGGGACGACGAGGUUGAUCGGGAUCGCUGA